This is a messenger RNA of Funneliformis geosporum, 1341 nucleotides long. NCBI's taxonomy places the organism in Eukaryota, Fungi, Glomeromycota, Glomeromycetes, Glomerales, Glomeraceae. The record is from the annotation of a GenBank genome assembly.
AUGGCCCAAGAAAAUAAUCACACCUUUACUGACUCUGACAUGAGUCAGAAUAUGGAAGAAGCACCGUCGCCUUCGAAUGUUUUGGAAAAAUUUUCGAAAAACAUUUCUCAAGUUAAAUGUCGAAUAAUAACUGUUGAUGAAAUUCUUGCCGUCAUUAAUUCAAAAGAUAAAGCCAUCGAUAAAUUGCAGGAGAACAUAAAAGAGAAAGAUGAUAAAAUAAAAAACCUCACUACACAGAACAAUGUUCUGCUUGAAGCGUGUACGACGCUUUCACAGCAAACGCGAGAAUCAGGUCGGCAGAAUAAGGAAAUCCUAAUAGGAGUACAACAGGAACUUCACACCAUAAAAGCGGAGAAUGCGAAACUCACUGACGAAAAAUGUAAGCUUACAAGGAAAGUAGAGUCACUUCGAUCACAGCAUGAUACGUUACAUGAACAAGCACGGCAGUUAAAAGAUAAGAAUAAUAAACUUGUUGCCGAGGACAAGCAGCUUAGAACGCUUAUGAAUGAAAAUGAAAAAACCUGUAGAGAACUUCAACAACAAGCAAAAAAUGAUAGUAAACUCAACGUGGAGAACGAACUACUUAAAAAAGAAUUAAAGAUACUUAAGUUUGAAAAUGCAAAACUUAGAAAAGAGGCACAGGAUGCUGUUAAUGUUGAAAUGGAAAAAAAUUGUGACUUAGAAAAGGAAGUCGAAGAAUUACGAAAGGCUUUUGAGCAAAGUGAGGAAGAACGUAAAAAGGCUGAGCUUGCCAUUGAUAAGAUAAAAGUAGAGCACGAAAAACAGAUCGAAAAGCUGAGUUCCGAAUUACAAAAUGCAGAGGAUCGAGAAUUAGAGCUAGAAAUGUAUUCGGUUCUUAUCAAAGAAAGAUGUGUUACUUGCGAGACUUUAUCUGAUGAACUAGGAAAAAAACUCGUUGACUGCGAGGGAAUCGUUGAUGAUCUUGAAAAAGAACUUAAUGAAUGCGAGACUCAUAUAGGUGUAUUAGAAACGAAACUCACAGAACGAGAUGCUCUGGUAUCAGACCUCGAUAAGAAACUCACCGAGCGGGAUUCUUUAGUGGCAGAUUCUGAAAAUAAACUCGCAGAGCGUGAUUCUUUAGUUAUGAGUCUCGAAACAAAACUUUCAGAUAAUAUUUCACACUUUAAGAGAUUCAAAGAAAAAAUGCUGCUUCACGAGAAAGAAAAGACAAAAUCGGAAAAACGGAUUUCGCUUUUGGAAAGCGAGAUAAUUAAAUUACAAAAGAAGAACGAUAAUAUUCAACGAACGACUUUUAUUGAGAAUGAAGGUGUUCCAUACUCAACUACGUCUACUCCUGAACCAAUGGAAGUAGCCGAUUGA